Molecule: messenger RNA, 1911 nt
Organism: Elaeis guineensis (African oil palm)
Lineage: Eukaryota; Viridiplantae; Streptophyta; Magnoliopsida; Arecales; Arecaceae
Source: RefSeq, a predicted model, not a curated record
GCCGGCCCGAAAUAACGAAGCGAGAUCAGCGAGAGAGGAGCGGACUCGGCGGAGGCUGCGUCGAUGGCCGAGGCGGCGGAGGAGACGGUGAAGAAGAUUCAGAUAUACUCGUCGUCUUCCUCCUCCUCUUCGAGACAAGUAACUCCCUUCUGGAAAGAGAAGUAUGAGAGGGAUGCUAAGAAAUACUGGGAUAUCUUCUACAAGCGUCACCAAGAUAGGUUCUUUAAGGACCGGCACUACUUGGACAAGGAAUGGGGACAGUACUUCCAGGCUCCGGCGGGGGGAAAGCUUGUUGUUUUGGAGGUUGGCUGUGGAGCUGGAAACACAGUUUUCCCUUUACUCACCACAUACCAUGAUAUUUUUGUUCAUGCAUGUGAUUUUUCACCACGUGCCAUUGACUUGAUAAAGGGACACCAAGACUUCACAGCUGACAAGAUCAAUGCAUUUGUUUGUGAUCUCACUGUAAACAAACUCAGUGAAAUAAUACAGCCUUCAUCUGUUGACAUUGUAACCAUGGUUUUUGUGUUGUCUGCAGUAGCUCCAGAAAAGAUGCCUUUAUUUUUGCAGAAUAUCAGAAAGGUUAUUAAACCAAAUGGUCGUGUGCUUUUCCGAGAUUAUGCCGUUGGCGACCUUGCCCAGGAGAGAUUGACUUGCAAGGAGCAACAGAUCAGUGAGAAUUUUUAUGUCAGAGGUGAUGGUACUCGUGCAUAUUACUUUUCAGAGGAGUUUUUGACAAAUAUGUUUGCACAAAAUGGUUUUGAUGUUGAGGAAGUUGGCAUCUGCAACAAAAAAGUGGAGAACCGGUCACUAGAACUAGUGAUGAAUAGGCGUUGGAUUCAAGCUGUUUUUCCCCUCACCCCUUUAAGUUCUCAGAGAUCAGCUAGAAGACUUGAUCUUGUCGAUCAUGAAGGGAAUAGGCACACUGGUAAUUAUCUGAAGGAUCAAGAUGAUAUAGAAAUUGACCUGUCUGAGAGUAUUACGACCAUGUUUGGUGUAUCACCAUCUAUUGAUGAGGAAAUCAAGAUCAAAGCUAACGGUUACGACUUCAGAAUAAAAGCACUUGCCAAAGAAUAUCAGCACACUUGCAAAUCAACAGGACUUAUGUUAUGGGAAUCUGCUCGUCUCAUGUGUAAUAUAUUAGCUGAAAACCCCUCAAUUGUAUCUGGGAAAAGGGUGUUGGAGUUAGGUUGUGGCUCUGCUGGUAUUUGCUCAAUGAUAGCUAUUCAGUUUGCUAAGCUCAUGGUCUCAACAGAUGGAGAUAUAGAAACUCUGAAUCUUUUGAGACAGAAUAUCAUCUCAAAUGUGAAACCGGAUUUGAUGAACAAAAUGAUUGUUAAAAAGUUGACGUGGGGAAAUAAGGAGGAUGUGAAGGCCAUUAAAGAUCUUUGUAGCCACGAAGGAGGUUUUGAAGUGAUCAUAGGCACUGACGUAACUUACAACCAUGAUGCUAUUUUGCCUCUGUUUGAGACUGCAAGGGAGCUGAUUUCUGAUAUAGAGAGUGGGGAUUCAAAGCCAGCUCUUAUUCUCUGCCAUAUUCAAAGGAGGGUAGAUGAAGGCUCGAUAAUCUCAAUUGCAUCACGAUUUGGAUUUCGGCUUAUGGAUAAGUGGGCUAAUGGAAUGCAUCCAGGUAAUGGCAUGAUCAGUUCUUGGUUUGGUGAAGAUAUUAAAUAUGGAACCACUUUUCAGAAUGCACCACUAGCUAUAUUGUAUUUUAUUAUCUGAUUAACUAUUUGUGGGCUGGUAUUGUGUGUUAUUGGUGGUAACAUUUAGUAUAAAAUUGCUUUUCAGAGUGUACCACUAACUAUAUUGUAUUUUAGUAAUGAUAAACUAUUUGUUGACUAGCAUUGAAUAAUUGUAUGUUAUUGAUGGCAACAUGUAGAACUACAUAAUUCAUUCUUUUUCCUUUCUUUA